AUGCCCAUCCAAAAGCAAGUCUUCCUCAUUGGUCCUAGAUUCAUCGGCGGCGAGAUACUAGAUCUUUUAGUCGAAGGAAGCCGCUAUGAAAUUACGGUACUCGUUCGCAGACAAGCUGCUGCCGAGAAACUCGAGAAACUUGGCGUUAAGACGAUUAGAGGGUCUCUCAGCGACUCGGAAAUCAUUGCAAGGCAAGCUUGCUUGACGAGUUUUCUUGCAGAUGAUUCGAGAGGCUCUUUUCCAACCGAAGUUUUUUACGAGGAUGAUAAACCGGAGAAGAUUAACGCAAAAUCUGACGAGGCACCACAUCGAAAGAUUGAUCUGGCCAUUGUCAACGCUAAUAAGAGUCUCGGCCCAAAAGCGAAACUAGCUAUCAGGAUCCCUCCCCUCAUCUAUGGAAUCAGCUCUCGGGAAAAGCGGUUAUCGAUUCAGUUACCUACUUUAGCUCGAUUUGCGAUAAAGCAUGGCUAUGCCGGACAUAUUGGGAAAGGUUUAUCAAGGUGGUUACAUAUACAUGUUCGCGAUUUAGCGAGAGGUUAUGUGAUAUUGUUGUACUCGCUUGAGACAAGUGACUUGGGCAUCAAGAACCCUUACUAUUCUUGCAGUAAUGGAGAAGACUUAUCAUGGAGAGAAUGUGCUUCAGAGAUCGGUAAGAUCUUGUACGAAAAGGGAAAAAUCAAGAGUCCUGAGAUCAAAACUAUACCUUUGGAAUUGUACAACGACUUAUUCGGGCCAUAUUCAUCCGUAGUGGUUGGUUCUAAUUCCUUAAAUAGAGCUAAUCGAUUAAGAGAACUGGGAUGGGAGGCAAGAGAGCAAACGACUCUCGGAUCUUUGCGUGAUGAAUUGAUGAUGAUAUUGCAGGAAAAGGAGCCCUUUUCGGGAUACUUUGCAUCUGUAACUUCUGGAUCAAACCGAGAUUGA
Botrytis byssoidea is the source of this 921-nucleotide messenger RNA. RefSeq lists its product as uncharacterized. The transcript is spliced from 2 exons. The record is from RefSeq and is a predicted model, not a curated record. Bases 1 to 921 code for a protein of 306 amino acids. NCBI's taxonomy places the organism in Eukaryota, Fungi, Ascomycota, Leotiomycetes, Helotiales, Sclerotiniaceae.